UACCAGUUUUCCGGCAUAAACACCUUUUGCUUCUAUUGGCUUCACAAUUGUUGCUCACAAUCCUGUGUUUUUCUCCUUCACGGUUUAUAGUUUAUGCUAGCUACUCAUGGUAAACACUGGCCUCAAGCUUCUGGGUGGAUGGUUCAGUCCAUUCGUUUGGAGGGUUACGAUUGCCCUCAACAUCAAAUCUCUGGAAUAUGAAAACAUUGAAGAGACCUUGAACCCAAAAAGCCAGCUUCUUCUCCAGCUAAAUCCUGUUCACCAGAAAAUCCCAGUGCUCCUUCACGGAGACAAACCCAUCUGUGAAUCUAGAAUCAUCGUCGAAUACAUAGACGAGGUUUGGAACUCCGGUCCCUCCAUCCUACCUGCAGAUGCUUACGAUCGAGCCAUGGCUCGUUUCUGGGCUGCCUACAUCGAUGACAAGUGUUUUGUGGCCAUGAGAAAUGCUCUUCUUGAAGAAGACGAAGAAGCAAGGAAGCUAUACCUGGAGGAAGUCGAAGAUGCGCUUGUGACAAUGGAAGGUGAGUUGCAGAAACGUUGCAGAGAAGAAGCAAAGGGAUUUUUUGGAGGAGAAGAAAUUGGGUUGGUUGAUAUUACUUUUGGAAGCUUGCUGCGUUGGUUGAGUGCGAUAGAGACUAUGAAUGGAAGAAAGUUGAUGGUUGAAGCGAAGCAUCCUGGAUUGGUGAAAUGGGCAGAAAGAUUCGGGUCUGAUCCUAACGUGAAGGGGUUGAUACCUGAAACUGAGAAACUCAUUGAAUAUGCAAAGGCUCUUCAGAUGAAAUUGAAAGCUGCUGCGGCUUCUGCAGAGUGAAAUGAACAAGAUUUCUGUAGUGAGAUGAUGAACAUGAACUGUAUUUGGUCUUUGCAUUAAAUUUUCUUCUAAGCUUUUGGGAUGUAAUGACAGGGAUGUUUGAGUAGCAUAAAAAGUACGUUUUACUUUUCUGCAGUGGAAAUAAACUUCUUUUCUUU
Molecule: messenger RNA, 969 nt
Organism: Neltuma alba
Lineage: Eukaryota; Viridiplantae; Streptophyta; Magnoliopsida; Fabales; Fabaceae
Product: glutathione S-transferase U17-like
Exons: 2
Coding region: 107-811 (234 amino acids)
Biological process (GO): glutathione metabolic process
Cellular component (GO): cytoplasm
Molecular function (GO): glutathione transferase activity
Source: RefSeq, a predicted model, not a curated record